Scedosporium apiospermum is the source of this 1968-nucleotide messenger RNA. RefSeq lists its product as uncharacterized. The transcript has 3 exons. Lineage: Eukaryota; Fungi; Ascomycota; Sordariomycetes; Microascales; Microascaceae. The record is from RefSeq and is a predicted model, not a curated record. Gene Ontology annotation, molecular function: zinc ion binding; nucleic acid binding; ubiquitin protein ligase activity. Gene Ontology annotation, biological process: protein ubiquitination; ubiquitin-dependent protein catabolic process; mRNA processing. Gene Ontology annotation, cellular component: nucleus. The coding region runs from base 1 to 1968 and encodes 655 amino acids.
AUGCCCUCUUCGGUCUUUUUCAAGUUCAAGUCUCAGAAGGAGCCCACUCGAGUUGAGUUCGACGGCACAGGCAUCUCGGUCUUCGAAUUAAAGCGAGAUAUCAUUAUCAAGAGCGGUCUUGGCGAUGGAACGGACUUCGACCUUGCGAUCUAUAAAUACGAUGACGACACAACGAUCAUUCCACGAGCGACAGUCGUAACCGCUCGGCGCCUUCCAGCCAUCAAGCCUGGCGCGGGGAAGGCCGCCCGAUAUGUCACCGGUAAAAUGCCAGGUCAUGCCAAGUCUUCUUUCAAGAAGGACCAAGCCGCAAAGGACAAGGCGGAUAAGGCUGCCUCGACGACGAUCCAGGAGGCAUCAACCGAGCAGGAGAAGAUGCAAGCAAUGUUCCAAGUCCUCUCGGGCGCGUGGUCCGCAGAGCGAGAAGAUUUAGCUCAUGAGAAACCUGUCUUUUUCAACAAACCCGGAACCCAUCGCCCUGCGAAUGUCCCUGAUCAUGAUCCUCCGAACGGAUACAUUUGCUAUCGCUGUGGAGAAAAGGGACAUUGGAUUCAGAUGUGCCCUACCAAUGAUGAUCCCGACUAUGACAACCGACGCCGUGUAAAGCGGACGACGGGUAUUCCCCGAUCAUUCCUGACAACGGUGGACAAGAGCGUAGCUCUAGCACAGUCUGGUGGAGAUGAUGAGGCGAAGCGACCAGCUGGUAUCAUGGUGAAUGCGGACGGGGAUUUCGUCAUUGCUAGACCCGAUAAGGCAUCGUGGGAAAAAUACCAGGCCAAGGCCAAGUCUUCGGCCACUGCCAAGGGAGAGACUGCUGCGGAUAAGGAACUUCGUGAGAAGGGUCUGGAAUGUCCAGUGGACAAGAAAAUGUUCAUAGAGCCAAUGAAGACGCCGUGCUGUGGGAAGACGUACUGCAAUGAUUGCAUAACCAAUGCUCUCAUCGAAAGCGACUUCGUCUGCCCUGCUUGCAAGGCCGAAGGCGUCCUCAUUGACGACCUCAAGCCCGAUGAUGAAAUGACUGAAAAGAUAAAGGAGUACUUGCAGGAGAAGGACAAGGAGGUAUCCAAGAGUCCAAGCCCCGCCCCCAAGAGCCCUGCCGCCGAUUCCACAACAAAGUCCAAAUCUCCCGGACCUCAGGUGGACGGAGCCGAAAGUGGUACGCAGAAGACGGAUGCAGCUGUGAAAGUCUCAAGUCCCCAAUCCACCGCUGCUAGCGACCAAGCGACACAAUCUGAUGGAACCGGUAAGAGCCAGGAGACGGCGGUUACUGAUGCCGGAACAACCACUCCGGAUACAACCCAGUCGAGUACCACCUCAAAGAAGCGACCAGCGGAUGAGCUCCUUGAAAAUCCCAAGAUCCCCAAGGCCCCCAAGGCUAUGCAACAAAAGAUGGAGAAAGAACAGCAAAACACCGCGGGCAUGCCGCAAUUUAUGAAUGGACCUAAUGCUAUGAACGGCAUGAUGGGAAUGCCUAAUAUGCCUAAUAUGCCCAAUAUGCCUAUGAUGCCCUUUUCCCCCAUGAACAUGAUGGGAAUGGGCGGAAUGCCUAACAUGGGGAUGCCAAUGGGGAUGCCCAUGAUGAACCCUGGUAUGAUGGGUAUGCCCAUGGGAGGAGGCUUUCCUCCCAUGGAUAACAACAUGUUUCAUGGAAUGAUGCCUGGAAUGAAUGGUAAUAUGAUGGGAGGAGGCAUGAACCCUCCCAUGAACCCCGCCAUGAAUGGCGGUAUGAACGGCAGCCACAUGAACGGAGGAGGUAUGAUGGGCCAGGGAAUGAAUGGCGGUGGCAUGAACGGCUACCAACGCAACAGAAAUUUCCACAACCAAGGCUAUAACCAAGGUCCCGGCAAUCACUUCAACAACCAGAUGGGCGGCGGCUCUGAAGAGGAUGCCUACUUCAGGAAGCCCGUGAACCCCCACCGUCACCAUAACCGACAAAAGCGAGUCCGCCCUAGCGAUUACCGGGAACUAUAG